ACAAGAAUGGCAAGGUGGAAGUGUCUUCUACCAGAUUCAAGAAUCGAGUCAGAAUGUCGAGGACACAAGUGAGUAGUUCUUUGGUCUACACCUAUUCUUCCAUUGAUCUCAGGCGUGAAGACUAUGGAGAUCUUGGUUAGUAAUGAUGGGAGGGGCCUACCCAAGACUACUCGUGGUCGUGUUACCAGAGUUGAUGGCCGAGCUGCAACAAUCGCAAUUCAGGGUCACUUGUCGAACCAAGCUUCCCUCAAGGUAACAACUAUAGGGAGAGAUGAACCGACUCAAGCCGAGGGAGUCAAAGCUAUGGUCGUUCUCGCUGCUCUACAACAGUCAUCUGCCAUCCUUGACCACCCGUUCAUUCAAGCGCUCUUGUUCCCACGGUCGGAACUAUCCUGGACUACCUGCUCAUCUUAUACCCACAAAGUUGCCAUCGACUUCCCGCGUCCACUAAACGACUCUCAGCGCUGCGCAGUCAAACACAUUCUUUCGAACAGUGACGCAGAUAGGGUGACCAUGAUUCAAGGACCUCCAGGCACAGGGAAGACGACUGUCAUAGCAGCCGCAGUCACCAGCGUAGUGGCUUCCACUGACCGGAGUCGGACACUCUGGCUUAUAGCUCAAUCCAACGUUGCUGUCAAGAACAUUGCAGAAAAGCUAGCGUCAAUCCAGUUCUUAGGGUUCAAGAUUUUCGUCUCGAAAGAUUUCCAUUACCACUGGUGAGUGUAUAUUUACUUGAAUAUCGAAUCUCUUCACUCGGUCACAUUCCAAAGGCAUGAACACUUGUAUAAAGCGAUCGAAUCUAAUCUUGUUCGCUCCGACGAUUAUGUCGACGACAGAUUAGCUAUGGAAAGGCUGCUUCUGGGUUCGCGCGUCAUACUGUGCACCCUCAGUAUGUUGUCCAAUAACAAAAUAUCCACUAUCACGCAAAUUGUGCCGGUACAAACAAUCAUCUUCGAUGAAGCAAGCCAGAUCGAAAUCGGUGACUAUUUACCUGCGAUACACCUAUUUGGGUCUUCGUUGCGGAAGAUGGUCUUCAUCGGAGACGACAAACAACGUACGUUUGUCGUCUCUUCUACACUUGCCAUUAUCUCAGAGCCAGUAGUGGCACCUUAUGGUCACAGUGACAUUCCACAGUUGGAGAGUGUAUUCGAAAAGCAACA
Molecule: messenger RNA, 1160 nt
Organism: Guyanagaster necrorhizus
Lineage: Eukaryota; Fungi; Basidiomycota; Agaricomycetes; Agaricales; Physalacriaceae
Exons: 1
Coding region: 124-720 (198 amino acids)
Molecular function (GO): 5'-3' DNA helicase activity
Source: RefSeq, a predicted model, not a curated record